Messenger RNA from Metarhizium brunneum ARSEF 3297, 1593 nucleotides. RefSeq lists its product as uncharacterized. The record is from RefSeq and is a predicted model, not a curated record. NCBI's taxonomy places the organism in Eukaryota, Fungi, Ascomycota, Sordariomycetes, Hypocreales, Clavicipitaceae.
AUGAAAUCACUACUCGUGGCUCAAUUCCUGGUGGCCGGUGGCCUGACAGUGGCAUCCGCCUUGCCCUCGCUUCAGUCACCUCGUGCCGACCAAGCUUCGAAUCCGUAUCCCCGGUGUCGAUUUGUGGCUGACUGGUCCCAGGAGGAUGUGCUCAAGGACCCGAGAGGCUUUGAACAGGAUCUCCUGUUUUGGGAGGGCAAGUUCCAUCAAAAUAAUGUUUCGUACAACUCGGCCAAUGGCAUGACGUAUGAUGGAACACAGCUCAACUGGACGACGGGAGCUCGUUCGAACAAGCAUCCCUUCAGUGCCGCCAGUAAAGAGGCUCUCCAGAUUAUGCUCUAUGCACACGCCGUAGCUGGCUCUAAAAAAGCAGCUCGCUUCCUUACUCCUGAUGAUCCCUCCAAGGCUCGCAAGCUUGCAGCAUCCAUCAUGAAGACAAAGCUUCAGACAUAUCUGCAAUUCAACGAGUCCAACCCGGGGUUCGGCGGCUUUCUGCCUUGGAUGACAACCAGCGAGCGCCAAUUGUCUCCAACCUGGGACUGGGUAAACCGAGUGCCUGCUUUGGACAACGGUGAGCUCGUUUGGGCCGUGUAUGCUUACAUCAGUGCCGCUGAGCAGAGACAGGAUCAAUCAAUCAGGGACAGCGCCAGGGGCUGGCAGAAUUGGUUGGACUAUGUCAAGACCACGGCUGUUACCGUAUUCUACCGCGGAGGGGGCCAUGUGUGCGCAGUGACAAAGAUGAACAACCAAACUCUGCCUCCCAAGCAUGCAAAGCAGGGAUACCAAUGCGAGGGCACAAACUACCUCGAUGACCCCUAUGAAGGCGAGCUGUUCACCCAUUUCUUGAACGCCUUUGGCGGGCUGUCUCGCGAAGAUAAGGACACACUGUGGGAGGUUAAGAGGGCGAAGCUUGUAAGUGUGGAAUACAACAUGGGCGGAGUUGGGCCCAUCACGGUCGAGCAAGGAUAUUGGUUCUCUAGCCACGAACCGUGGAAGGUUCUUGAGCUGCCAUACUACGAUGUUGACCUUGUGAGGAGGUUAUACCAUAACGCGGAGAGAGCAAGGACUUGCAACUCAGUGGUGACCAAGGUUCCUGGGCUCUUUGCAUCCGUCAACAACUCUACAGACCCGAACACGGAUGAAAUCAUUGGCUACAUCUCCCCUGCUGGAAUCCCCUCCAUCGCAAGCCAGAAAGAGCAGGAACACGAUGUCAUCACACCGUAUGGUGUCUGGCCCACCAUGCUGUUUGACAAGGCUGUUGGACUGGCGUGGUGGCGCAACAUGGUUGUCGCAAAGAAGAUGCAGAAUCUUUACGGGAGCACUGAAUCCACACGAGUAGACGGGAAACUGGUGUCGGCACUCGUUACUUGGGACAGCAAGAUUACAACCGUUGUGGCCCUUUUGGGUGGUGUAGGUGACCUCGUUCGUUCAAAGAUGAAGAUGGAUCGCAUUUACAAAGAUUUCAUCGCGAUCACAAAGAAAGAGUACGGUCUAGUAUUCAAGGAUUUGAAGGGCGAGGACAUUGCACUUUGCUUGCCCAACGAGACGGUGCCGGAUGCCGGGUUGGAGGACUUUACCCUCUGUUCCGCAUAG